AUGUCAGCCGGAGCACCACCCCCACCAACCAUCACCGUACACGCCCCAGGCUCAGCAGUACCAGCACCGACACCAGCACUGUCCUCCACAACAACCGUGCCCGCGGCCUCGACGGCGCCGGUCAAAGCACGGCCGAAGAUGCCCUCGCUCGUGAAAUCGUGCUACCUGUGCGACGAGCAGAACCCCGGGGAUUUCAGCCCGACGACGAAAUUCCUGGAACAGUGUCUGCUGUGCUCGCGGAAUUUCUGCCCGAUCCACAAGUCCGAGCAGUGGGACGGCGUCUGCAACAUCAACCACUCGCAGUACUACAAGGAGUGUCUGGCCAAGGCGCGCAGCGAGCUCGAGGGUCAGGGCAAGAAUGUCGACCAGGCGGGCAAUCGCUCCGUCGCCGAGAUGCUGAUCAACGAGGGCAUUUAUCCCAGCUUGGGCGAGCGCGAGAAGGCUAUUUUCUCCACGAGUCCCGUCGACAAUAAAACCGUUCAAGAACUCGAAACCUACCGCAGUCUCGACGCGGCCAUGACGGGUACCAGCACCAAGCCGGCCAGUCAGUUGAUUGAAGAGCGGGACGUCCUAGAGGCGGAUAUUGCAGUCUGA
Molecule: messenger RNA, 594 nt
Organism: Exophiala bonariae
Lineage: Eukaryota; Fungi; Ascomycota; Eurotiomycetes; Chaetothyriales; Herpotrichiellaceae
Exons: 2
Coding region: 1-594 (197 amino acids)
Source: RefSeq, a predicted model, not a curated record